GAAACUUGUGGCAGGUGGCCGAACUGAUCCUGCGCACCGCCAUUAAGAACUCAGCCGGCUCGCCCAGUUAGUUCAACAACGUCGGGAGGCACUCGUUACUCGUAGUUUUUUUUAAAUUAAUCGUUGGGUGUUUUGUGAUAAAUUUAUUAAUAAUGAGCACAACAGUUUCUCAGGGCACCAUUUUGGAUGUCCUUAAAAAGAAAAUGCGCCAAACGAAGGAGGAAAUGGAACGUUAUAAAGACGAGUGCGAGGAAUUUCAAAAAAGGUUACAAUUGGAAGUGAAUCGACGCGAAGAAGCGGAAUCAGAAGUUGCAGCACUCAAUCGUCGCAUUCAAUUGUUGGAGGAAGAUUUGGAACGUUCCGAAGAAAGAUUGGCAACGGCCACCGCCAAAUUGGCCGAAGCAUCGGCAGCCGCUGAUGAAAGCGAACGGAUACGGAAAGCGUUGGAGAAUAGGACGAAUAUGGAAGACGACAGAGUUGCAAUAUUAGAGACGCAACUUUCACAAGCUAAAUUAAUUGCGGAGGAGGCCGAUAAAAAAUACGAAGAGGUUGCUCGUAAAUUGGUUUUGAUGGAACAAGACUUGGAAAGAGCAGAAGAACGAGCCGAACAUAGUGAAAGCAAAAUCGUCGAGCUUGAAGAAGAAUUGCGAGUUGUAGGCAACAAUCUUAAAUCACUAGAAGUCUCUGAAGAAAAGGCCACGAUCCGAGAGGAGAAUUACGCGACCCAUGCGAAGGCAUUGGACAAUGCUUUGAAAGAGGCUGAAGCUCGUGCUGAAUUUGCCGAACGCUCCGUACAGAAACUACAAAAGGAAGUCGACAAAUUAGAAGAUGACUUAUUAGCGGAAAAAGAAAAGAACAAGGUCCUAGCAGAUGAAAUGGAAGCCACGUUACAUGAUAUCCAAAAUAUGUAAUUUGACAGCUAUUUCAUUUUACAUUCCCUCAUUUUCUUUCGACAUUUCCAGCAAUCGUGUAUUGCCACAGCAAUGCAUUAAUAGAGUAGCUUUAAAUAAAACGCUUUUUGCAUUUAUCAGCGAAGUAUCGGUAGCAUUUUUUUUGUACGUUUGUAAUUUGAUGCGACACAGACACUUAAAUUCACAAGGCAAAAAGCAAUAAUUUUAGUUCUUAGAUUUGCAUCACUAUUGUUUCUGAAAUUUUGCACAAAUUUUUUUCUCAAAUUAACGUUAAUGAAUUUUGCAUGUUGCCAUAAGGGUUGAUCUCGUAAACAUCGCAAUUAGAUCAACACUGCCAUUUUUUCUUAAAUAUUUAUAAUUGUGCGUAUCUCGUUAUGCAAAUUUCAUUAAAUUUAAUUUAUCGCCGUAUUUUUUGGAUUAAUUUUUGUAUAGGUAUUGUAUAUUUUCGUAACCUGUAAGAAUUAGGUAAAUACACAGUUGUAUAUUUUUUUAAAAGUGUGUAUCGUUAAGUAAUUAAACAAUGUGAUGAAGCACAGCUAUUUAUUACAAUUUUUUGGUAUUUGGUUUGAAUGUGUGCUUCUUUGUUGAAUUACUGUACACAGUUAAUUUAGGGACCACUUUUCGUAAUUUCAGAUUUUGAUAAAGUAUUAUUUUAUCUAUUAUAAAUAUAAUUGCAAAUUUUAUUUUUAGUCUGUUUAUAUUCUAAUAAUUUACUAUGUAUUCUAUGUGGUUGAACUAAUAUAAAAAAUUUUUAUGUUG
Molecule: messenger RNA, 1670 nt
Organism: Photinus pyralis (common eastern firefly)
Lineage: Eukaryota; Metazoa; Arthropoda; Insecta; Coleoptera; Lampyridae
Product: tropomyosin-1, isoforms 9A/A/B
Exons: 8
Coding region: 153-911 (252 amino acids)
Biological process (GO): muscle contraction; actin filament organization
Cellular component (GO): actin filament
Molecular function (GO): actin filament binding
Source: RefSeq, a predicted model, not a curated record